Carassius auratus (goldfish) is the source of this 2318-nucleotide messenger RNA. Its product is annotated as potassium channel subfamily K member 12-like. The record is from RefSeq and is a predicted model, not a curated record. Gene Ontology annotation, cellular component: plasma membrane. The transcript is spliced from 4 exons. Gene Ontology annotation, biological process: stabilization of membrane potential; potassium ion transmembrane transport. The coding region runs from base 595 to 1827 and encodes 410 amino acids. Gene Ontology annotation, molecular function: potassium ion leak channel activity; outward rectifier potassium channel activity. NCBI's taxonomy places the organism in Eukaryota, Metazoa, Chordata, Actinopteri, Cypriniformes, Cyprinidae.
GAGGGGGGUUGAAUAUUAAAAGCACUUAAGUGUAAAAAUACAUCUUUAAUUAUUAAUUUAUUUUUUAAACGAACACUAGCUGUGGAUUUCAUAUUUUAAAUUUAAAUUUGAUUAAGGACCAUUGUGGUUGCAAUGGUUGCAUUUAGCCCGCUGUAUCUGUCACUGAAGCUUAAAUUAAUGUGAUUCACGGGACGAGAGAUUUGGCGCAGCGACCCAAAGGAAGAGCUGGAUGCUUCACCCGCAACAUGGAAAAGCAGGAGGACACACUGCUGCAUCCCAGAAAUAUAACACAACCAGGAGCCUUUGGAAAUUCAAAGGAUUUUAGCGUGCAUCUGAACACUUUAUAGGUGGAUUUAUGCGGAUAAACAAUCAAUGCGAUGGAGACGGAGAUGGACGGAGAACUACUUUAUUGAGCACGAGGAGCGGAGUUUCCAAAGCAGCAGCUCGAGAGGAUCCCUGCCUUUGAUAAUGAGAAAUGGAUCAAGUGAGCUGCAUGAUCUCAGGAGGUCUUGGAUUGUCCUGAAGGCGCAGCUCUAGAGGGUCCAUGUCAUUGCAUUGGUCGCUGUCCACUGCGCCCGUGGUGCUGAAAUCUGGAUGAUGCCGGCGCAGCGACUGCAUUGCUGCCGCUCCCUUCACAUUAACGAAGACAAUGGGCGCUUUCUGUUGCUCGCCGUGCUCAUCAUCGUGUACCUGCUGUGUGGCGCUGCGGUGUUUUCCGCCAUCGAGAGGCCGUCUGAGCUGCGAGCACACCGGCGCUGGAACCGGACUCUCCUGAACUUUAGCGAUACGUUCAAUAUCAGCUUACAAGAUCUGGGCGCUUUCCUGAAAGAGUACGAGGCUGCGAUUGCUGCUGGAGUUCGGGUCGAUGCCCUUCGACCCAGAUGGGAUUUUACAGGGGCGUUUUAUUUUGUUGGGACAGUGGUGUCUACUAUUGGAUUCGGGAUGACCACGCCAGUGACAGUAGCUGGAAAGGUUUUCUUGAUCUUCUACGGUCUGUUAGGUUGCGCGGCCACCAUCCUGUUCUUCAACUUGUUUCUGGAGCGCAUCAUUACCCUGCUGGCCGUGGUGAUGAAGGCCGUGCGUCUGCGCCGUCUGCGGACCAGUGGUCUCCUCCCGCCGGGGAUCUGCCAGGACUUUGCGGCGAGUACGUUGCCCGGUUGGAAACCCUCGGUGUACCACGUGAUGCUAAUUCUGGGUUUAUCAUCCAUCGUGAUCUCCUGCUGCGCGUCGGCCAUGUACACUCCAGUCGAAGGUUGGGCUUAUCUGGACUCGCUGUACUUCUGCUUCGUCACUUUCAGCACCAUUGGUUUCGGAGAUUUGGUGAGCAGCCAGAAUGCUGCGUACGGCUACCAAGGACUUUACCGCUUGGCCAACUUCAUCUUCAUCUUGACUGGAGUAUGUUGCAUCUAUUCGCUCUUCAAUGUCAUCUCCAUCGUCAUCAAGCAGGUCCUCAAUUGGAUGCUGGAGAAAAUGAGUUGCUUGUGCUGCCAGCACUGCAACAAAGCCAACGGUUUCUUGGGACGCCGCAAUGCCAUCAGGCCCGGCUCGCGCCUCAGACGCGGACGCUUCGGUCGGACGCCGGACUCGGACAAACCUUGCGACAGUGACACAGAGGGACGCAGGCUCUCGGGUGAGAUGAUCUCCAUGCGGGACUUGACGGGAUCCAAUAAAAUCUCGCUGGCCAUUAUGCAGAAACAGCUGUCGGAGUCAGCCAAUGGAUAUCCCAGAACGGUUUGCGGAAGUUCACGUCAGAACGGCUUUUCCGGUGGCGUCGGUGCUUUGGGCAUCAUGAACAACCGGUUAGCAGAAACCAGUGACUCUAGGUAGAAAACGAUUGUUUUUAGUGGUAAAACCUCUCCAACUCUCUCUGGAUGUUGAGCGAUUGGGGUUUGCGAUGUACAUUUUUGAGCUUGUGCAGAACAGCAUGGCAUGCAUGAACUGUAUAGGAUAUCCUUUAGGGUUUUUGGAUCGUGACUUGCUAAGAUGUAUGCUAAGAAUGCGUGCUAGGAAGUAACGGUACACUCAAAUCAUGUUGGAGAGAUCGUAUUUACUGUAUAAGUUGAAAGGACAUGAGUGCCACUGAAAAAUCACAAUUAUGAGUGGGAAAUGAGAAAAGUCCCAUGCUGGGAUCGUUUCAGUGAGAAAACAAGUCAGAUGCAAUGAAUGCAGCAUCUGCAUUAAUGGCUCAAAUUAAUACAAUUAUUUAUUUUUUAUCUUAGUUGCAUGCAUAAAAUACCAUAGUAAAGUUCAAUUACAAUACAAUUAUAUUUGAAUAAAAACAUAAAAAGCAACAUACCUGAUGCAAAUUCUUUAGUCAU